Messenger RNA from Punica granatum (pomegranate), 2229 nucleotides. Lineage: Eukaryota; Viridiplantae; Streptophyta; Magnoliopsida; Myrtales; Lythraceae. The record is from RefSeq and is a predicted model, not a curated record.
CGGAACGAAAUCGGACCUUAUCUGCUUUCAUCAAGCGCGAACUCGAAGGGGGGAGCAAGGACACUUUCUUAGAACCAGAGGACAGGGCCGACAACGAGGUGGAGGCAGACCAGACCCCGACAGAACCCUAGACAGGGCCGGCGACGAUGCUUCUCCAACCCACUCUCCACCACCACCGCAUCCCUUCUCUCUCCUCCACCGUCUGCUACUCUAACCCUCUCCCUCGCUCUCUCAAGCUCCCCCACUUCGUACUCCUCCAAGGGCCCACCAGGAGGGCCGUCGCGUGCUCUAUUUCCCAGGUUCACGGCUAUGGCGCUAUGGACUACGAGCGGAGGCCCAUGGUCAAGUGGAACGCCCUGUACAGGAGGAUAUCCCUGAUGGAGAAUCCCGAGCUCGGCUCCGCCUCCGUCCUUAACCAGUGCGAGGACGAGGGCAAGAAGCUCACCAAGUGGGAGCUCUGCAGGGUCGUCAAAGAACUCCGCAAGUUCAAGCGCUACAGACAGGCCCUUGAGGUGUAUGAGUGGAUGAACAACAGAGGGGAGAGGUUCCGAUUAUCCGGCAGUGACGCUGCUAUUCAGUUAGAUCUAAUAGCCAAAGUCCGUGGGGUGUCCAGUGCAGAAGAUUUCUUCAUGAAGCUACCUGAUUCUCUGAAGGACAGGAGGAUUUUUGGGGCACUCCUGAAUGCCUAUGUGCGUGCCAAGAUGAGAGAAAAGGCUGAAUCUCUCAUUGACACAAUGAGAAAGAAAGACUAUGCGAUUCAUGCGCUUCCUUUUAAUGUGAUGAUGACCCUCUACAUGAACCUCAAGGAGUACGAGAAAGUCGACGCAAUGGUCUCGGAGAUGAUGGAGAAGAACCUCCAACUUGAUAUCUACUCAUAUAACAUUUGGUUAUCAUCCCGUGGGUCCCAGGGAUCAGCAGAGGGGAUGGAGCAGGUGUUCGAGCAGAUGAAACAGGACAAGAGUAUAAAUCCUAAUUGGACGACAUUUAGCACGAUGGCGACUAUGUACAUAAAGAUGGGGAUGAUGGAGAAGGCAGAGGAUUGCUUGAGGAAGGUGGAGAGCCGAAUCACAGGUCGGGACCGAAUACCUUAUCACUACCUCAUAAGCUUGUACGGAAGCGUGGGCAACCUGGACGAGAUAUAUCGGGUCUGGCAUUUGUACAAGUCGAUUUUCCCAAGCAUCCCGAAUCUUGGGUACCACGCGGUGAUAUCAUCAUUAGUUCGAAUAGGUGAUAUCGAGGGGGCAGAGAAGAUUUACAACGAGUGGCUCUCAGUGAGGGCAACAUAUGAUCCUAGAAUAGGGAACCUCCUCAUGAGUUGGUAUGUGAAGGAAGGGAAUUUGGAGAAGGCCGAAGCGAUUCUCAAUUACAUGAUUGAGGUGGGUGGAAAGCCAGGCCCAAGCACAUGGGAGAUUCUUGCAGAGGGGCACAUUGCGGAGAGGAGAGUACCUGAGGCCUUGUCUUGCAUGAAGGAGGCAUUCUCAAUUGACGGAUCAAGGAGCUGGAGGCCUAAGCCAGUGAAUGUGACUGCCUUGAUUGAUCUCUGUGAGGAAGGAGGUGACAAUGAGUCGAAGGAAACUUUCGUGAGAUUGCUGGAAGAGUCGGGAUUCCUCAAUGAUAAGUCUUACUCAUCACUCGUGGGUUUAUCAAAUGGGGCUGUGGGCAGCGAUGAAGUAGUAAAUGACAGCGACGAGGAUGAAGGCAGCCAAUCGGAGAUGUUUAUCAAUCAAUUCCAGGGCAGCACUGGACUCUGAUGAGCACAAUUGAGUUAUCAAUAUUUGUUUUCUUUUAAAUGCUGGAAGGCAGAAUCGGGCUCCUGCGUUGGUCUCCUACAAAUAGUUACAGCAGUUAAACUUGAGAUGUGCUUGAUGAAGUCAUAGCUUAAAUUCCGGGGGCUUCGUCGACGGCGGUGAUAUUGUGAAGUGUGGAGUUUUGCAGGGGCGAUAUAAAGUGGAGGGUUAAGAUUAUUGCUCUAUUCGUUGCAGUAUAAGGCUUGUUCUCGAAGAUCUGUCAUCUGUUAUUUUCAGAUUCUAUUCGAGCUCUGUAAUUCAGCUAGGUUUUUAGAACCUUUAGUAGCUCCUCCCCGAUCAUGGAGCAUGUACGAUGAGGAAUUUUGAAUUCUAUUUUCAUGAGUAUAGAAUAGCAAUGGCACGAAGGAAGUUCUGACUUUGCUAAUCCAAACUUUUGGAGAUGAAUGGAAAUGCCAGUCCAAUGUGGAGCAAAUUUAACAUU